AUGUCUCCUAAUGAAGCAGUAAAAAAAGCUUUAAAAGGAGAGAAAAUAAUAGCCAAACCUGCUGUUAAACAUAAAAGACCUAUUGGAUUUGAUGAACCUCGAUUAAGCUAUAAAGAUUUUGUUCGAUAUUUACUUAAAUCUGGAGAAUUGGAAUUUGGUAAUAGACGAAUAACUGAUAUGAAUUGGUCUCCUAAAGUUUAUCGUAUUAAAGAAUCCUUAAUACAAAAAAAUCAACCAGUGCUAUACUGGCUUAUGGGUGAAAAUGGUGAUAGCCCUGAAAGAUCCUUUGUAAGAGAACAAUUGAUGAUAGUUAAGGAAGUUGAAUAUCCACCUAAAUGGAUCCUUAAACAAAAUUAA
Molecule: messenger RNA, 357 nt
Organism: Acaulospora colombiana
Lineage: Eukaryota; Fungi; Glomeromycota; Glomeromycetes; Diversisporales; Acaulosporaceae
Source: the annotation of a GenBank genome assembly